Molecule: messenger RNA, 735 nt
Organism: Metschnikowia bicuspidata var. bicuspidata NRRL YB-4993
Lineage: Eukaryota; Fungi; Ascomycota; Pichiomycetes; Serinales; Metschnikowiaceae
Exons: 1
Coding region: 1-735 (244 amino acids)
Source: RefSeq, a predicted model, not a curated record
AUGCUUUUCUUCUCUCCCGCAUUACUCCUUUGGCUCGCCCUCGCGUUAGGAGCAGAAAACCGCUUGCAGGUUCAGCCACUCGACAUGCACCACAUAUCAUCGGUGGAUGACUUAGUUCCGGAUGAUUUCGGAAAGCACAGUGUCAUUUUUGUGAAGAAUGAAUCUUCGGUCAUACUACCAAAAUUUUUGCACGAAAAAGCUCACGAUCCUACAUUCUUUCAAGAGUUGACGGCAAUAUUCAACCCAAAGCGGUUGAAGGACAGAAUUUACCACAGCAAGCACUAUGUUCAAACUCAAUUUUCUAGGCAAAAUUUGCCUGCAAAUGCAAGUGAAGACUUUCCUCUCGAUGGGUGCUUUGACAAUUCCUUAAGUGAAACUACUAGUCUCGUAGCGCGUUCAUACGAAAAGACUACACUCAGACAAGGGUCGCUUAACUUGUUUGCUAGUCUUUUGGGAGUCGAGGUAGACGCAGGAAGCAAUGCUGGAUUUACUGACAUUUCGGAAGAAAAAAUCAUGUGUACCGUCAAUCCUGGUCGAAAGUUGCAAUUGGAAACAAAUUUACUUCAUAAAGAGAUGAAGCUACACCGAGAGCGAAACAUAACGAUUCAUGCCGGCUCAUCAGGUGCUCCCCUUUUGAAUUUUUCAGAGUGGAAAAAUGUCAAAGGUCCCAAUGAGCUCGAAAUAACUAUUAGGACCUUGUCAUGUGUCACCGAUAGCCAAAAAAUUCAAUGCUGA